Molecule: messenger RNA, 1336 nt
Organism: Lotus japonicus
Lineage: Eukaryota; Viridiplantae; Streptophyta; Magnoliopsida; Fabales; Fabaceae
Product: protein THYLAKOID FORMATION1, chloroplastic-like
Exons: 5
Coding region: 172-1068 (298 amino acids)
Biological process (GO): photosynthesis; protein import into chloroplast thylakoid membrane; thylakoid membrane organization
Cellular component (GO): chloroplast thylakoid
Source: RefSeq, a predicted model, not a curated record
CACAGACACCUUACCUUCACUUUCCUUUUCCUACACAAUGGACACGCUAUUCUGAUUUCUGAAAGCAAUGCACAAGAUGCAACUCUGAACACUCUUCUUUUGCUAUGCCGGAAAGUUUCUGAUUCCGGCCACCACCCUCCGCCGCCGCUGUCUCAUUCUCUCUUUCUUCCGAUGGCUACUGUUACUUCUUCUUUCUCUUUCUCGGCACUCACUCAAUCUUCGCAGAGGAAGCAUACCCUCUCUUCUACUUGCGUCCUUGGUUCCAAUUCAGAUGGCAUUCGAUUCCGGAAGAGUUUCUUGUGCCAGCAAGUGGGUGUUCAAGCUUCCAAUUCUGCUUCCAAAUUGGUCGUUCGGUGCUCCUCUUCUGUGUCAGACCCUCCACCUGUUUCUGAGACAAAGUUAAAUUUUCUCAAGGAAUAUAAACGACCAAUUCCUAGUAUCUACAACACGGUUCUGCAGGAGCUCAUAGUCCAGCAACAUUUGAUGAGAUUCAAGAGGUCGUACCGCUAUGACCCUGUAUUUGCUCUUGGCUUCGUCACUGUAUAUGAGCAACUCAUGGAAGGGUAUCCUAGUGAUGAGGACCGCGAUGCCAUCUUUCAAGCAUACAUCAAGGCAUUGAAGGAAGACCCAGGGCAAUACAGAGAAGAUGCACAAAAGUUGGAAGAAUGGGCCCGGACACAAAGCUCAACAUCACUGAUUGAAUUUUCAUCGAGAGAAGGAGAAGUUGAGGGGGCAUUAAAGGAUAUUGCAGAAAGAGCAGGAGGAAAGGGGGAUUUCAGUUAUAGUCGUUUCUUCGCAAUAGGCCUUUUUCGUCUUCUUGAACUGGGAAAUGCAAUGGAACCAGCAAUUUUGGAAAAGCUUUGUGCGGCUUUGAAUGUCGACAAAAGAAGUGUGGAUCGGGACUUGGACGUGUACCGUAAUCUGCUUUCUAAGUUGGUUCAAGCUAAAGAGCUGCUAAAGGAAUAUGUUGACAGGGAGAAGAAGAAGCAAGAAGAAAGGGCUGAGCCGCAAAAGGCUAAUGAGGCCAUUACAAAAUGUUUGGGGCAAGAGCAAUUUUCUGAAUUGUAGGCAUGUAUUCUUUCUCAAAUGCAUGCCUGAAGUCAUAUAUUCAGAUAACUGAAGUUGUUAACAUUUCAGUAUAUCUCACAUUUUUCUGGGGUACAUGUUCGGUUCCUAUCUCAAAAAUUUACCUUUUGCAGAAAGUUGUGCAAUUUGCAUCUAUGAAUUGGAUAUACUCAUGUACAGAGUGUAGUUUAGCUUCUAAACUGAAAUUAUAGUGUGCAAAUUAUACAUUUCAGAGUGGUCGAUAAGACUUGAGUUCCUUCCAAAAUCCAAA